Hylaeus anthracinus is the source of this 3567-nucleotide messenger RNA. Its product is annotated as serine/threonine-protein kinase 32A. NCBI's taxonomy places the organism in Eukaryota, Metazoa, Arthropoda, Insecta, Hymenoptera, Colletidae. The record is from RefSeq and is a predicted model, not a curated record. Bases 1404 to 2759 code for a protein of 451 amino acids. Gene Ontology annotation, molecular function: G protein-coupled receptor kinase activity; G protein-coupled receptor binding; ATP binding. The transcript has 10 exons. Gene Ontology annotation, biological process: G protein-coupled receptor signaling pathway; protein phosphorylation; regulation of signal transduction.
UCGCGGCAGCACAAACAUUCGCGAUUUUCGCGCGCGAAUCGACGCGACGAUCCAUUUUCUUUGAUUUAAUUUCCACGUCGUCGUGGCAUGCUGGCCGCGUUUGAACGAUACACAGACUCGCGUGCCAACGCGUACGUACUUCGUCGUUCGUUUUUCGUCGGUGAUACCCUGAAUGGACCGUGGAGAUCCUCUUGUGCGCGUCACCGUUGUUGACAUUGCUUCUCUUUCCGGUUCCGCCACUCUUCUCUUUGCAAAGAACGCGAUCGAGCGUGCCGGCUACAUGCACAAGGGUGAAAGUGAAUCGUUUGAACUCGAUCGAUACCGUUUCCACGCACAAACGAUCAACCACAUUUGACGAUUAAAGUAUUCGAAACACUCGGUGAGAAGUAGGUAAUAGCGGUGAACCGUGGAUUCGUUGCUGUAAUCGAUGGAAGAGAUAUACACGGUGCAAAUGCAAUCUAUCGUAUUAGUUUCGUGCAUGGUUCCUGGCCUUUUCUAGCGUUUUUUACAUCUUGGUAGCGAAUAAAUCUGCCAACGUUAGAGUAAUUAAUCCGCCAGCUGGAUCCGGUGAGAUCGAUCGACCAACGAACGAACGAACGAACGAACGAACGAACGAAGGCCUGUUUCUCGGAGAUUUCUCGUUUCCGAUGUUCGACCUACUACAGACUUCCCCACCGGAAGACGAAACUCGAUGAGGAAAAAGGAGACGUUCACCGCGGAAAAACAGGGAAAAAAUAUUAGUAAAUGACAAGCUGCAAAGUGACAAACUUGAGCGAGAAAUAAAAGUUCGAGGACAUCGAAGAAAAAAGCGAUUUACGAUGUUGCCGGCAGACCAAGAUAGAUAACUUAAAGAUCAAAGCAAAGUAGAAAAAGCGCAAAAGCAAAGGAAAGCUCGAACACUUUAAGAGACUUACGACUGACGAGCUCCCGCGAAAUGUCAGAACUCGAUGGCAUCGAGAAAAAGUAGCCUAAGGACCCAGAGAACAGGCAAGAAUAAAAUAAGUACAACGGCGAUCGCGAGGUACGAGUAGAAAUGGAUAGAAAAGAAAAUAGUUUCGGGGAAAGGGCGGAAGAAAAUUGAGGGGACGGAACGAGGCGGUUCGCGAAAUCCUAACCGGAGAAGUAACCUACGGAUAGAGAUCUAAUGACAGCCGCAAUUGCGGAGCAGGAAUAAGGAAAAGAAAUAAGAUUAAGUGACUCGAGCACGAAACGAGGCGAACAAGGGCAAAGUCGUUGGCGUCGGUGGGAAAAGGGUCGAUUCGAUGAAUAACCGAGCCACGAGGAGGUGGAAGCAUGAGAUUUCCGAGUGGCUGUCUUUCCCCAGCUCGACAAAAGUACUCGGCUUCGCGUUACAUCGACCACCACCUCUCGUGUCACGUAUCAAGAUCCAGUGAGGGGCAAAAAUGGGUGCCAACCAGUCGACGCGAAACGCCCCAUCCCCUGGAGAAGAAGUAAACUUCGAUCACUUUCAAAUCCUUCGCGCCAUUGGAAAAGGAAGCUUUGGCAAGGUGUGCAUAGUUCAGAAACGUGAUCGCACUGGAAACAUGUACGCGAUGAAGUACGUUCACAAGGGAGAGUGCGCCGAAAGGGGUGCGCUAAAGAACGUCGCGCGAGAAGUGGAAAUCCUCUCUCAACUCGAACAUCCCUGCUUAGUCAAUCUGUGGUUUAGCUUUCAAGACGAAGAAGAUUUGUUCAUGGUUUCCGAUUUGCUCCUCGGAGGUGAUUUGAGGUAUCACAUACAACAGGAGGUCGUCUUCACGGAGGAGAGCGUCGUACUUUUCGUCGCAGAAAUCGCGUUGGCCCUUGAUUAUCUGCAGAGUCACAAAAUCGUUCACCGGGACAUAAAGCCCGACAAUAUCCUCUUGGACGAGGAAGGACACGCGCACGUGACGGAUUUCAACAUCGCAACGGUGCUGGAGAACGGUGAAUUAGCGACGUCGAUGUCAGGAACAAAACCGUACAUAGCUCCAGAAAUUUAUAUGUGUUCCUGCGAAGAGUACGGUGUACUUGGCUACGGUUUCGCCGUGGAUUGGUGGAGUCUAGGAAUUCUUGCAUGGGAAACCCUUGCAGGAGAACGUCCUUAUUCUCUUCAUUCCACUACGUCGCAUAGAGAAGCUUUACGGAUUUUACAGGAAGAGAGGCCAACACCUGUCGGAUGGAGUCCCUCGAUGCUCGAUCUUCUAGACAGAUUGUUAACCGUGGCACCAGGCGCGCGGAUAUCGACGUUAAAGGAACUGAAGCAAAUAAGCUUGAUGAAAGACCUCGACUUCGACAAAGUGUUGAACAAGCAAAUCAAACCGGCGUUCACACCACCAAAGGAUCAUCUCAAUUGCGACCCAACGUUCGAGCUCGAGGAGAUGAUCGUCGAGAAGAAGCCCUUGCACAAGAAAAAAAAACGUCUGGCUAAGCAAAGAUCUCUAAAAAUCGAGCAAACCUCGGAGGAUGUAGUCGGGCUGGCGGAAGUAUUCAUCCCGGAAUACCGUGUAUAUAAUCGGGAACGCGAGAUGGAAAGACAGGAACGAGAGAGGAAGGAGAAACAGUGGGAAGAGGAACUGAACACUGCCAUGAUGGGUGCCGAAGAGAGGCUGAAGACGAACCACAAGUCGGGACGAAAUCUGCUGAGCGUCUCGACAACGAACGUCAAGAUGCACGUAAACGCAUCCCCGAGCCCGAGCCCGAGGCAAGGCAGACGCGCGAGUACCGCAACAUCAUCCGACAUCGACUUCAUCGACGCAAGCCCGGAGCCCUCCACUUCGUAAAUUCCAUCGGAAUGAUUUUUCCCGCGAUGAAAAGUGAAGGUCGCGUCGAAGAGUACGCGCAUCGAGUGUAAUGGGAUUGUCGUUAUAGUAUACCCUCAGUCUCAGCCUCACUCUACCGAGAAACAUUUGAAAAGUUCAUUUUCGAGCGUAAAGUUGGUUAUUCUCUGUGUUCUCUAAACUUCCGAACGACGAUCUUUUCGCUUUUUCGGUCUUGCGACUCUUACCUUACGAUCAAAUGUGAUAAUUGCGCUUUCAAUAGGAAUAGGGUAGUCGUAGAGCCCUAAACGAGUCUUCUAUUUCUUUUUUAUCCGACACCAUUCUUUUGUUUCGCAAUCAUCAGCGAAAGUUAUCGUAAAAUUGACUCGCACACCCCUCUCUUACCCGACCCCUAUCUCUCUACCGUACCCUCUUAUCUCCGUAAGGGAUCACGUAUUCGUUUAUUUUUAUUAAAAAAAGAAGAAUGAAAAAAGAAAAAAUAGGAAAAAGUAAAAAAAAAAUCUCGACCAAAUGUAGCAUCCUCUUAGAAAGCACUUUGGAUCUACGUCUACGACUUUCUUUCCUAACGUCUUCUUUCAUCUGGAAAUAUCGAAGAAAACGUACGAUUCCAAAGAAACUCCAAACUUUCUAUACGACUUGCUACUCCCGCAAUCACUCGACAGUUUGUACGUGUCGCUUAACUUUCCUCUUUAGGAAAUUCUGCCACGUGGAACGCUGCCCUGCUCGCUUUCGUUAAUCGAAAGAAGAAACGAGCUUUCGAAAUGGUAAAUACACGAAAACGUAAGAAUUUUAGAUUCUAACGCACCCAAAA